UUACCAAGAACUUUCUACAUAUUUUUUGACCCAUAUCAACAAAUCUUCACCUUUGCUUAGCCAAGUCAAAUUCUGUCAAUUAACCCAUUAAGUAAUCCAUUUAUUUUUCUUAAAUUUAAAAUCCUUCUUUUUAGGAGUAGUAUAUUUAUUCACCUCAUUGAUUCCCCAUUCGACUGUUUCCAAGCAAAGCAAAGAGCAAAUCCUUUUUCUUUUUGGAAAAACAAAUGCAAGACUCUUCCAGACCUGUAACUGGUCACCCAGUUCAGAACGUUAAUGGCUACGCUCCUCCACCACCCGCCACUUCGGCCACCGCCUACCCUUACGCUAGCUCCAACCCAUAUCCUUACUACCCAGCACCGGUUCCUCAAAAUCCCCGUCCCACCUUCUUUCGCCGCCUAUUUGUCGCCUUUGCCAUCUUCUUUAUCAUCUUCGGUACCAUCCUCCUCAUCUUGUGGCUCGUCCUCCGCCCCCGCCUCCCCGAUUUCUCCUUACAAUCCCUCUCUCUCUCCAAUUUCAAUGCCUCCAACCAGCGCGUGAGCGCCGCCUGGAACGCCCAAUUCCAGGUCUCGAAUCCCAACAAGAAACUGUCCAUCUCAUACGGAGACAUUGUUUCGUCGGUUUACCACGAUGAUUAUUUUUUGACUGAGACGAGGAUUGGGCCGUUCGUGCAGGGCACGCGCGACGUGAGCACGGUGGAGGCGAGUUACUCGGUGGUGGAUUCUUUCGUGGAUGGGAAGGUGGUGGAUGCUAUGAAUGGGGAGAGGACUCGUGGCGGGAUCAAGUUCAACGUCAGGGUGGUGGCGGACGUGGCGUUUCGGUAUGGUGGGUGGAGAGGAAGGCGGAGGUUUCUUAGGGUUUGGUGUAAUGACGUGGCGCUUACUGGCUUGUCGGGGAAGAUGACUGGAGGGCCCAAAAAAUGCAGCGUUGGUUGAUUUACAGAGAAGAUGGCUAAGAGAAGGCUCACUAUUGUAAACCUUAUUGCACAGGCUUUUCCUUCAUGCUCAAUGGUUAAAGGGGACGAGAAGAAAAGAAAAGAAGAACAAAUAGUUACAAAAUGAAACCUCCAUAAUUUUAUUUCAUGUGUUAAUAUGAAUGAAAAUAUAUUUUUAGAGAAAUUAUCAAUACAUUAACAGUAAAAUUUUCUAAUUUCAUAAGUAAGAUUAAGAUGAUAACACAUGUCCUUAGUGUGUACUUAAAAAAUAAAAAAAUUAAUUUAAAAAAGUGAGACAUGUGUCAUCAUUUUAAUUUAUAGGGUUUUCUAGGUGUUCUAUGUCUAUUUUCCUUAUCAUUAUUAUUUGUUUACCAACUGGUGUUCUAUUGUAAAAUGUUAAAAAAAUUCGAAUGAGCUGGACGAUUGACCCAAUAAACAUACGAGAGACUAGAGACCACUUUUCAAUUGCAAAAGCCCUUUGCUUCACUAAGGUAGAUGAGGUUGGGCUUAUUGUGAAGUUCUUUACUCGAAACUGUAUAAUUUUAAAUCCAUAAUUUGGCAACAAUUAUUAUUCUUUCAUGUUGGCUGUACUCACCAAACAGGUUUAAUGAAAAAGUGGCAAAGGAGGUUGAUGAAAAAUGCUUUGUGGUUUAAUUGUAAUAGAAAAGCUUAUUCGACGCCAAGGCUAAAAUCGAAUCUUUUCGUGGUCGUUUUCACUUU
Molecule: messenger RNA, 1651 nt
Organism: Durio zibethinus
Lineage: Eukaryota; Viridiplantae; Streptophyta; Magnoliopsida; Malvales; Malvaceae
Biological process (GO): defense response to other organism
Cellular component (GO): plasma membrane
Source: RefSeq, a predicted model, not a curated record